Molecule: messenger RNA, 766 nt
Organism: Ornithodoros turicata
Lineage: Eukaryota; Metazoa; Arthropoda; Arachnida; Ixodida; Argasidae
Exons: 3
Coding region: 52-528 (158 amino acids)
Source: RefSeq, a predicted model, not a curated record
GGCUUUAUCCGCAGCCGCUGUGGGGACACGAAAGCGUUCGUUCAGGGAAGCAUGACUAGCGCCUGGAGCGUCUCGUGUUGGUUUCUGCUUCUUGCGGCGUCGCGGGCGACCGCUGCUCAACCAGGCGCAUCUAACGAGCCAAUCUUCUCCCCGGCUCUCUUGGCGUCCGAGUCCUAUGCAUGGCCGUCCGUGAAUCCCGUUUGGAGCGCCCACUACCGCGUAAUAAACCAUUGGUGGCACAACGGUCUUUGGGGAUACGUUGCCAGGCCAGCUGCUGCAGAUCAACGUCCCGACUCUGACCCACCGCACGCCGUCACUGCUAUUUUGUACGGUCCCACGUACAUACAAGGACGUGGCUGGACGUACGGCCCUGCUGGAACUGUCCUAGUCCCCAGGCAACCGCCGUAUGUGUCCCCAUACGACAUACACUCCAGACGCGGUAGGCCGCCAGGGGGCAACGACGGCGGGACGACUGAAACUCCGCAAGUCGCGGAGGUUCAACCACAGCCCUAUAGAAGAGGCAGAUGAAGACGUUUGGAUAAGGAACCGCUUCGAUCUUUCACAUCUUCAAUGCCAUGCAGCCUGCGGACAUCUAUAACUUCAGCGUUCUGCGUUCAGCGUUCAACAGCACAAGAUAUAAGGUCUGGAACUAAGACUCCGGGACACAUAAGUGCCUUGUUUACAAUAGGAACCUGAAGAUAUCACCAAUAAAUACGACAUUUCUGAACAAGAAAAAGAUGCACGAUGAGGAUAAGGAAAGAAAAGA